CUUAUUCGUUUCGGUUAUACGGGAAGCCAAGUUAUAUUUUUGGGUGUUCUUUGCUAUAAAAACCGCGCCGUUUUACUCCGUCCAACUUUUCAUAAUUUUAGUUCUAAUUUAGGCACCUACCAAUGCCAGAGUCUGUUACUGGACUUGGAACUCUAUACACUAAGACACUUAACGUCAAAUCUUUUAGUACAAGAAAUCAACUUUUGUCAACUUGAAAACAUCAUAAUGGCUCUUAACGCAAUCGCAAAAAACCUAAAAGUUCCAGAAAAAUCAUUUGCAGGAAGAAUUACUCAGUUCUUUCUCAAAAGAGAUAAUAGACUUGUAGAAGAGAAAGCUGUUGAACAUUGCGGUAUUAAAGCUGACCAUUAUGUUCUUGAAGUUGGUUUUGGUCCUGGCAUAGGUCUUGAAGCAGCAUACAAUAAAAUCAAAGAUGGCAAAGGUAAAUUAUUUGGUCUGGACUUAUCACCUUACAUGUUGGAAACUGCAAGCAAACUAAUGAAUGAAGGCAUCACCAAUAAUCAAGUGGAAUUGCAUCUUGGAAGUGUUAUGGAAAUGCCAUUUGAGUCGAAUACCUUUGAUCGGAUUUUUCAUUGCAAUUGUUUUUAUUUUUGGCCAGAUUUUGACAAAUGUGCUCAAGAGUUAUAUCGUGUUUUAAAGCCUAACACAUUUAUGAUAACAACAGCUGAUUGUAAAAGGUUAAAAGCUUCUGAAGAAAAGGGUUUUCUGAAAUAUGGCAACGCAGAUAUAGAAUUAUAUAUGGAUGUGCUUCGUAAGAAUAAAUUUGAAAAUGUAACAAUGGAAACUCAUGGUUCUGAAAACAAACAGUACCAGGUUAUUUCUGCCUUCAAAGGAGCAAAAGAAGAAUAAUUUGCGUUAGAUUUUCAAACAGCUCGUUCUGACACAGCGACAUACAUUUCGAAAUCAAUCUAUAAAAUUACAUAAUAUUUCCAGUGCUCUUUAGGUUUGUGUUUGUUAUGUUAACAAUAAUUGUAUCACAAAAGAUGAAUUUAUUGUUUAAUAAGGGAUACAAAUUCAUGUAUAAUUUGAUAUCAGAGCACAUCAUAAAUUAAGAUGGUAUAUUAUGUAACCUACCAAAGGACUCUUUUGUUCCAUUUCAAAAUAUUGAGCACAUUACUUCAGUGCUAAAAACAGUUCACUCAAAAUUAUUGCAGAUUCAGUUAAAACAUCAAAAGCAUUUAAAUAAAAUUUCCUUUUCAAACAAA
Messenger RNA from Octopus bimaculoides (California two-spot octopus), 1223 nucleotides. RefSeq lists its product as uncharacterized. NCBI's taxonomy places the organism in Eukaryota, Metazoa, Mollusca, Cephalopoda, Octopoda, Octopodidae. Gene Ontology annotation, biological process: sterol biosynthetic process. Gene Ontology annotation, molecular function: sterol 24-C-methyltransferase activity. Gene Ontology annotation, cellular component: endoplasmic reticulum. The record is from RefSeq and is a predicted model, not a curated record.